GAACAACUGACAUAGCCUCGCGCUGUCUCCAGGAGUCGCGAUCAUGGCUGUGAGCAUCUUCGUCCAGCAUGUUGCAGCAAGCGCAAACUGACAAAACCUCAAAGUUCGUACCGCUAAAUCCUCGACCUAUGCUGCAGUCGCUCGUCAACGAAGAAGUCACCAUCCGCCUCAAAUGGGGUCAGACUGAGUACACAGGCCGCUUAGUGUCAGUUGACAGCUACAUGAACGUUCAGCUUAGUGGCGCGGAGGAGUGGGUGAAUGGCAGCAGUAGAGGCACACUGGGCCAAGUGCUUAUACGGUAUGCUGCAGACAUUAACCAAACGAACAGAAAGAGCAUGCGCUAAUACGUGCUAGAUGUAACAACGUCCUCUGGAUAUCUGGACGUAA
Molecule: messenger RNA, 387 nt
Organism: Baudoinia panamericana UAMH 10762
Lineage: Eukaryota; Fungi; Ascomycota; Dothideomycetes; Mycosphaerellales; Teratosphaeriaceae
Exons: 1
Coding region: 69-344 (91 amino acids)
Biological process (GO): spliceosomal snRNP assembly; mRNA splicing, via spliceosome
Cellular component (GO): U1 snRNP; catalytic step 2 spliceosome
Molecular function (GO): RNA binding
Source: RefSeq, a predicted model, not a curated record